Molecule: messenger RNA, 1094 nt
Organism: Lolium rigidum
Lineage: Eukaryota; Viridiplantae; Streptophyta; Magnoliopsida; Poales; Poaceae
Product: serine/arginine-rich splicing factor SR45a-like
Exons: 7
Coding region: 22-870 (282 amino acids)
Biological process (GO): positive regulation of mRNA splicing, via spliceosome
Cellular component (GO): spliceosomal complex
Molecular function (GO): RNA binding
Source: RefSeq, a predicted model, not a curated record
UCGCCGCUCCCGCAUCGCGCCAUGGCCGACUCCCCGCGCCGGAGGUACACAAGGUCCUCGAGGUCCCCUUCUCCUUACAAGGGACGCCAGAAGGCAAUGUCAAGGUCAAGAUCACCUGUAGCUCGAUCCCAAUCUAGAUCUCCGUCGCCUGAUCCUAGAUCUCAGGCCAGGUCAAGAUCGAGAAGCCCUGGGAGCAGGGAGCCUGAAGCUGUGAAUCAUGGAAAUACUCUGUACAUAACUGGACUUUCGUCUAGAGUGACGGAUAAAGAACUUAGAGAGUACUUCAAUAAGGAAGGAAAGGUGGUUUCUUGCCAUGUUGUUCUUGAACCCCAUACCCGUGUUUCUCGUGGGUUUGCCUUCAUCACCAUGGACACUGUUGAGGAUGCUGAACGCUGCAUCAAAUAUCUUAACCAGUCUGAAAUGCAAGGCCGAAACAUCACUGUUGAAAAGUCACGCCGAGGUCGCCCAAGGACGCCAACUCCUGGAAGUUAUCUAGGCCAUCGCUACGAGCGUAGAGAGAUGCAGCGCGGUGGUGGCAGAUUCCGCAGAGGCGGCUAUGGUGGCCGUGAUGACUACUAUGGCGGCAACAGCUACCGCAGGUCUCCACCUCCCAUGUACUCGUCCUACAGGGACACCCGAGACUACCCUCCCUACAGGGAUGCCCGGGACUACUCGCCACCCCCUAGGGACGGCCGAGACUACUAUGACAGCCGGGGUGGCGGUCGGGGAUACUCGCCUCAACGUUCCCCCCCUCCUUACGGUGGCAGGGCAAGAAGGGAGCGGUCUAGGUCGCUUCCUUACUCCCCAUACCGGAUGCCUGAGAGAGGCUAUGGUAGCCGCCGUGCUGGGGGCGGUGGCUAUGACAGGUGAGUUCUGUGCCGCUGGGUGUUGGUAGAGGCCUGAUGUUGAUCAAGUUGGAUGGAUGACAUUCUGUUGGUGAUGGCCUUCCUGGUGAUGAUGGGUGUAGUUGUACUAUCUUGGAACGAUAUAUUCAGGAUUUUCCCGAAUGGUGUACUGCACCAAGUUUGUAACUUAUGAAAUGGUCCUACCAAGGACCUGAGACGUUAUAUUCAGCAUCUUUGAACUGUUUGGAA